This is a messenger RNA of Polyodon spathula (Mississippi paddlefish), 2778 nucleotides long. RefSeq names its product patched domain-containing protein 3-like. The transcript has 4 exons. The record is from RefSeq and is a predicted model, not a curated record. The coding region runs from base 1 to 2778 and encodes 925 amino acids. Lineage: Eukaryota; Metazoa; Chordata; Actinopteri; Acipenseriformes; Polyodontidae. Gene Ontology annotation, cellular component: membrane.
AUGGCUAGAUGUGUAUGCCGCACAGACUGUGUAGAGAAGCCAAUCUGCGCAGCAUUUUAUCAAUUAGGGCAUUUUGUAGGAUCACAUCCCUGGUGGUUUCUAGUGAUCCCUUUGCUGAUCUCGGGUGGUCUGGGGGCAGGCUUUUAUUUUCUGAAGGAGUAUGAAGCAAACGACAUCGAAGAGCAGUUUACUCCCUUGGAUGGCGCUGCAAAGGGAGAGCGAGACGUUGUACAGAAAUUCUUCCCUCAGAAUGACUCGGACUUUUCCAGCCAGCGGCUCUACACGGAGGGGACCUACGCGUCCCUGAUUGCCGUUUCCAGAGAGAACAUUUUAACAGAAACUGCAUUUAAAGAAAUAAUUGAACUAGACAACACUGUAAAAGACAUAACUUCAGACAAUAAUACAUAUUUAGAUCUGUGUGCUAAAACAAACAACAAAUGUGUUCCAAAUGCGAUAUUAGAAAUAAUAAAUUACAAUGCCAGCGAAAUAGCAGAUAUUAAUCUUACCUAUCCCAUGUACAAAACGAAGAUAUUUCUUGGGACCACUGUUGGCGGAGUUGAUAUAAAAGGUCAUGUAGUAGAUAAAGCAACAGCAAUUAGACUAUUUUACUAUUUAAGAGACGACGAGACGGGAAAAAGCAACUUGUGGCUGGAACAAUUUCAAAAAGUAUUUUCAAAAUACUUGACAGAAGAUAAAACUCUUCAGGUAUCGUAUUUUACUUCAUUGUCAAGGCAGCAGGAGUUUGAAGACAAUUCUAAGAAAGUGAUCCCAUUGUUUUCCAUCACGUAUUUCCUUGCCAUUUUCUUUUCAAUUAUAUCCUGCUUGAGGUUUGACUGUGUCAGAAAUAAGGCAUGGGUUGCCACCUUUGGAGUCCUGUCAGCAGGCUUAGCGGUGCUGUCUGCUUUCGGGAUGUUGCUGUACUGUGGAAGGCCAUUCUCUAUGACUGUGGCUAACGCCCCGUUCCUGAUCCUCGGGAUUGGAGUUGAUGACAUGUUCAUUAUGAUCUCCUGCUGGCAGCAAACCAAGGUUCAUGAUUCCGUGGCAGAUCGCUUGGCAGAAACGUAUAAAGAGGCAGCCGUCUCCAUCACCAUCACCACUCUAACUGAUGUCUUGGCUUUCUACAUAGGCAUCAUGACACCCUUUCGAUCGGUGCAGUCGUUUUGCCUCUACACAGGCACUGCCGUUCUGUUCUGCUAUCUGUACAACAUAACAUUCUUUGGAGCUUUCUUGGCUCUCAAUGGAAAAAGAGAAAAGGGAAACAGGCACUGGCUGAUGUGCAUGAAGGUGGAGCAGAACUGUCCAGCAGGACACUCUAAAGGGUACAGCGUGUGCUGUGUAGGAGGGGCGUAUGAUGCAAACACCGGCUGUGAGAAAGAGCAGCCAGUGAGUGUGUUCUUUAAGAGGUACUAUGGCCCUUUUCUUACAAACACAUGGACCAAAGUGUUUGUGGUGUUGCUCUAUGGUGGGUACCUGGCUAGCAGUAUUUAUGGGUGUCUUCAGUUGCAGGAAGGUGUAGACCUUCGAAAUCUGGCGUAUGACGGUUCGUAUGUUGUUAACUACUAUGAUGAUGAGGAUGCUUAUUUUUCAGAGUAUGGACCAAGAGUUAUGGUUGUUGUUACAGAACAAGUUGAAUAUUGGAACAAAGAGGUCCGUCAAGAGAUUGAAAGUUGUUUGAAAGUGCUUGAAAAACACUUGUAUGUUGAUGCAAGCCUGUCUGUUUCAUGGCUAAGAGUAUAUGAGAAUGUCUCUAGAUUACUAAAUAUCAACUUAGAUAAUGAAACAGUAUUUAAAGACAAUUUAAAGUUUAUUCUUCCAACCUUUAAACAAGACAUUAGUAUCUCUAAUGAUGAUAUUAUUGCCUCACGUUUCUUUAUUCAGACCACAAACAUUAACACUCCAAUCAAGGAAAAGAACAUGGUGAACGAGCUGAGAGAGGAUGUAAAGAACUGUGUAGUCCCAGUACUGGUUUAUCACCCAGCAUUCAUCUUCUUUGACCAGUAUGUAGUCAUAGUCUCUAACACGAUACAGAAUAUUGCAGUGGCAACUGCAGUAAUGUUGGUCAUCGCCCUCCUAUUGAUUCCCAAUCCACUUUGCUCUUUGUGGGUAACGUUUGCCAUCGGAUCUGUCAUUGUUGGUGUUGUCGGCUUCAUGGCUUUCUGGAGUGUUAACUUAGACUCCAUAUCUAUGAUCAAUCUGGUCAUCUGUAUAGGCUUCUCUGUAGACUUUUCUGCACAUAUUUCCUACGUAUUUGUAUCAAACAGCAAAUGCGACGUAAAUGAGAAGGUCGUUGAUACGCUCUAUACUCUAGGUUACCCUAUAGUCCAGGGGGCAGUUUCUACUAUACUGGGUGUCAUUGUUCUGGCUGCAGCUGAAAGCUACAUCUUCAGGACAUUUUUCAAAAUCAUGUUCCUGGUCAUUCUAUUUGGGGCAGUUCAUGGUCUCAUAUUUCUUCCAGUGUUUCUGACCUUCUUUGGGGUUUGUAGCAUGACUGGAGAGGUAACUAGUAAAAAGCAGAGUGAUGUGAAAGAUAAUGAAAGCAGGAAUUGCAUAGAUGGUGCUGAUCAUAAAGAAUCUAGAUACGCUCUGACAUUUACUAAUCAUGGCCUUGAACAAGAUGAUAGAGCAGGCCCAGCUGCUGUUGAUGGCAGGGAUGUUGUUAUUAGUAAUGCAUUUGGACACCCUGUGACUACCAGCAGCCACAGCAUGAAAAGCGAUCCUUAUAAACAGAAAGCAUCUGACAUGCAUGCAGAUGGACAGUUGGAUCCAGACUGCUCUUGA